Messenger RNA from Acaulospora morrowiae, 264 nucleotides. The record is from the annotation of a GenBank genome assembly. NCBI's taxonomy places the organism in Eukaryota, Fungi, Glomeromycota, Glomeromycetes, Diversisporales, Acaulosporaceae.
AUGACUUCUAUUACUAAAUCAACUAUUCAAGAAAUUGCUAGUAGAUCAGAAGAAAUCAUUGAUAUUAACAAUGAUUAUAACUUUAAUGAAAUAGUUGAUUUAGCAGAAGAAAACAACAGUCAAUUAGAUAUAGCCGAGAGUAUUGAUUUGCAAUUUACAAUAUUAUCAGAUAAUAUUAUAUCUGAAUGUGAUGAGGAAGAUUAUGGAAUUAAUCAUAGCGAUUCAAAUUUUGACAUCAAUGAAAUGAUUGAAAAUAUUGAAUAA